AGCGGCGGAGUUUGGACCGGACGGUGGUCUCCGCACCGCUCUCAUCCUACCGCCCUCAUCACCCUCUAGUUUUACCGUUGCAACGGGACACGUGGCAUCCUACCCGCCACUUGUCGCCAUCACCUCCCUUUGGAUUCUCUCUCUCAAGUGUCCAACCAACACACCACUUCAGUCCUCCUCCCCCUUUUCCAACUCAACAAUAACCCCCUCGCCUCCACUUCACCUAACUUCCAUUCCAAGAAUCCUCCAUUAUACGUUCUGCCCCAAUCUCUCUCCCUCUCUCUCUUUGUAAGAACUCCGGCUGAUGGAUCGCCGGAAUUCCUAACAAUGCCGCUGGAACAGCAGAGACAGCGACGGCGCCACCGCCCCAUUUUGUUCUCAAUUUUCUUCUUAUUAUCUUUGAUGUUGGAAGGCGGUUCUGCUACGAGGUUCGACUUCGGGACGCUGACGCUUGGGAGUUUAAAGCUCUUGGGCGACGCCCAUCUCAAGAACGGCAGCAUCUGCCUCUCACGUGAUUUACCGGUCCCCAACUCCGGCGCCGGCCGCGCCCUCUACGCGGAACCCGUCCGCCUCCGCCACCCCUCCACCCGCCUCCCCCUCCCUUUCUCCACAUUCUUCUCCUUCUCCAUCAUCAAUCUCAACCCCUCCUCCAUCGGCGGCGGCCUCGCCUUCCUCCUCACAUCCGACGACCGCGCCCUCGGCGACCCCGGCGGCUUCCUGGGCCUCCUUGAUCCCUCCGCCGGAGCCGCCGCCCCCGCCGUCGUCGCCGUCGAGUUCGACACCCUCAUGGACACGGAGUUCCAGGACAUCAACGGCAAUCACGUCGGGGUGGACCUCAACAGCAUGGUCUCCGCCCAGGCUGCCAAUCUGGACUCUGCUGGAAUCGAUUUGAAGAGCGGCGACCUCAUCAACGCCUGGAUCGAGUACGGCGGCGCCGGAGGUGGCACCGCCAGUGUGGGGCUCCUUCAGGUCUUCGUCUCCUACUCCACCGUCCGCCCCGCCGAUCCGGUCCUUUCCCUCCCUGUUGACCUUGGCCAAUUCGUCGACGACUACACUUUCGUCGGCUUCUCCGGGUCUACCCAGGGGAGCACCGAGAUCCACAGCAUCGAAUGGUGGAGCUUCUUCUCUCCCUCUCCCAAUGCCGUCCCCUCUCCAGCUCCGCCGCAGCUUGCCUCCCCCAAUCCCAACGUCUCCAGCCGUCCGCCGCCUGCCCCGGCGCCGUCCGUCUCCGUCGGCGCCGCCGAGGGGCCGAGCAACGAGAGCGCCGUUGGCCAUUCGUCGUCGCCGUGCCAGAGCAACGGGCUGUGCAGACAGGGCCCCGCCGCCGUGGCUGGGGUGGCGACUGCCGGGGCCUUCGUCGUCGCGGCCUGUGCCGGCGUCGGCAUCUGGACCUGCGCACGGCGGGCAAAAGCCCUCAAGAAAUGGGACAACUUGGCGGCGGCGUCGGAGAUCGUGAAGGCCCCAAGGGAGUUCAGCUACCGGGAAUUGAGCAUUGCCACCCUAGGAUUCGACCAGUCUCGGAUCAUCGGCCACGGCGCCUUCGGGACCGUGUACAAGGGCAUCAUCCCGGAGACCGGGGCGAUGGUGGCUGUCAAGCGUUGCAUCCAGGGAGGAGGCGGCGAUGACGGCGAAGCACAAGCGAGGGCGGAGUUUCUCUCGGAGCUCUCCAUCAUUGCCAGCCUUCGGCACCGGAAUUUGGUCCGUCUCCAGGGGUGGUGCCACGAGAAGGGGGAGAUCCUCCUCGUCUACGACUACAUGCUCAACGGGAGCCUCGAUAAGGCACUAUUCGAGCCAAAGGCGGCGCCUUUGGCAUGGCGCCACCGGAAAAAUAUCCUAAUCGGCGUCGCCUCCGCGCUCGCUUACCUCCACCGGGAGUGCGAGCGCCAGGUGAUCCACCGCGACGUCAAGUCCAGCAACGUCAUGCUCGACGAGGGCUACCACGCCCGCCUCGGCGAUUUCGGCCUUGCCCGCCAGGUGGAGCACGACAAGUCCCCAGACGCCACUGUCACCGCCGGCACCAUGGGCUACCUCGCCCCCGAAUACCUCCUCACCGGCCGAGCCACCGAGAAGACCGACGUCUUCAGCUUCGGUGCAUUAGUCCUCGAGGUUGCCUGCGGCCGCCGCCCAAUCGACGGCGACGGCAACCCUGCAGCCGCCGCCGCGGCCUGCAGCAGCACCCGGUGGUGCAGCAAUUUGGUCGAAUGGGUGUGGGGAUUGCACGGCGAGGGUAGAAUUCUGGAGGCGGCUGACCGGCGGCUGGAGGGGGAGUUCGACGAAGUGGAAAUGAGGGGGGUUUUGUUGGUGGGAUUGGCGUGUUCGAGCCCGGACCCGGGAUUGCGGCCGGGGAUGAGGAGCGUCGUCCAGAUGCUGAGCGGCGACGCCGACCCGCCAUUCGUGCCGGUGUCGAAGCCGUCGAUGAGCUUCAGCGCCAACCACCACCUCCUCCUCAGUCUCCAGGACAGCGUCUCCGACUACAACGCCUUGGGGCUCAACCUCUCCUCCUCCUCCUCCUCCUCUUCCUCUCUUAGGAGUACACUCAGAGGUGGCGGCGGAGGGUGAUGCCCUCUGCUCACCGGCAGGUGAUUGGAUUCCAUUCUACCUCCGAUUUGUUAAAUUAAUACAGUUAUAUAUAUAUAUAUAUACACGACUAACUAAUAACUAUUAUUUUUGUUGGCAUGUUUUAAUUCUGUCCCAUUU
Elaeis guineensis (African oil palm) is the source of this 2697-nucleotide messenger RNA. NCBI's taxonomy places the organism in Eukaryota, Viridiplantae, Streptophyta, Magnoliopsida, Arecales, Arecaceae. The record is from RefSeq and is a predicted model, not a curated record.